AUGUUCAAAGCCCUUCGGCGAUUGCAUGGGCAGAAUUUAGAAAGUCGUGGGCUCCAUGAUAUGACUGAAGCUUUUCAGUCUUUCGUAACCCAUGCGCGAUUUUUUAGUAUUGGAAAAUUGAGACGAACCUGGUCACAUUCUGCCGCAGAAUUUAUCAAGUAUCGCCGUCUCCUUCCAAUGCUUUUAGCCGAUGGUGAUCUUUUCGAUAACGGAGAAACCGACGAUUUUGAUGCAACCAUAGCGUUUCAAGCGAAUUCGCGAGAUGAGAGGAUGAUUGUCAUUACAAACAUUUCGCCAAAAGUCACGGAAUCUCAAUUAAAAUCUUUUUUUUCCAAUUUUGGAAAGAUUACGAGCUGUGUUCUGCCACGGGAAGAUAAGAAAACUUCAAUUUUUGGAACUUUACCAAAACAUUCGAAAAACUGCGGUUCCGCCACAAUUACUUUCAAAAAAGCAGAAUCUGCUCAGCGUGCACGAGAGGCUUCUCCCGAUGAACUGAAGCUCUAUGAUCAAGUGAUGACGGUAUCGGCGUACAUUUCGAAGAAGCGUGGAGGAAAGGGACUUGUUCUAAGCGAUGACAGACGGGAAGAAACUCCAUUGUCACGGGCAUCGUCAACACAAUCUGUUGCCUCGGGAUCGAUGACUUCUAGCACUUACGAUAAUUUUCCAUUGGACAAACUUCCUGCUGAAUGUCUUCAAAGAAUAUUCACCUAUCUCCCAAUAUCUGACACUAUUCGACUAGAGCGAGUUAAUAAAAAAUACAUGGAAAUAUCAAUUGGAUCUUGGAUUCUUGUACAAAAAAUUGUAAUGGCACGAGAAGGUUCUUUCAACAAGCAACGGCCAAUGAGAUCAAGUCAUUUAAAGGCAAUUUUGACAAGGGCAGGGCUGCAUUUAAGACGCUUAGACAUUUCUGGAAUCGUGCAAUUGUUCGAUGACAAAACUCUCAAUAUAAUCUCAAAUUGCUGCCCUAAUUUGCGAGAACUUGAUAUCAGCGGGGUUCAUGCUAGUGCUGAGGCUCUUGAAGAGCUUGGCGAGAGUCUGAACAAACUUGAAGAACUGUCGUAUCGUGGAAUGGAAAUGACUGGAGACAAACAAUUUUAUUUCUUGCUCAAAAACUGUGCUCAUCAACUGAAAUUUGUUGACUUCCGCAACGCCAAACGUCUUCACGGCCGUCCAUUCCGUCUUUUCGGCUCACAAUUGGAGCAACUUUAUCUCGAUGGAUGCAAUAAAAUUGAUCCAAUGGCUUUCGAGGAUUUGUGCACUUCUGCUGGAGGAUUGAAGGAGCUCAGACUCAAUGAAUGCUAUAAAUUAACAGAUGAGAAUAUCAGUAUGAUAGCAAGAAGACUCGAGGAUUUAAGUGUUCUUACCCUAUGUGGCGAUGGCUUCAAGGACUUAACGAAGAUUGGGCUGCUUCACAUUGGACAAAUGAGUAAUAUUACAGAACUAGCUCUUGACUAUAACACCCGAGUUGGAGAUAUUUUACUUAUGUCAAUUUCGAAAGGACUUCCUAAACUUCAAUCAUUAAGCAUUGCAAACUCUGGUGAUGAUACAUCGAUCACUGAAAACGGAAUUUCCAGCUUCAAAAAUCUGAGAGAACUGACUCAAUUGGAUGUGUCUUCGCUUGCCGCCGUUAGCUCAGAAGUAAUUGAACAAUUGAAAUCACUUAAACUCCUUGAAAUUAUUCAAAUGAGAAAUUGUACCUAUCUCGGCGAUGAGGGUCUCAUUGCGCUUGCUGAUUUGCCAAAUUUAAGACACGUCGAUUUGAGCGGAUCAAUAUUGAUUUCAAAUAUUUCCAUUCAGCAUUUCAUUAACGCGUAUCCAGCAAAACCCGGGCUUCAACCAAUCACAUUGGUGGUCGGAGGAACAGCUGCAGAUGCUUCAAAACUUUCUGUUCGCGGCAGUCGUGUAAUUGUCGAUUUUUCGGAUUAUUCAGCGAUUGUGUCUAUGCCGUCAAAUCCAUCACACGGAGCGACGUUCCAAAUAGGCUCGACAUCAGAUAAUGAAGACGGCAGGUCGUUUUACAUCGAUGCAGUUUGUGGUCAAGAAGAAUCUCCAAUAACGGAUGAUGGCAAAUUAACCGAAUGGGCUGAACAAGAAGCCAGAAGUUUGGGACUAAUUAAGGAUUAA
Molecule: messenger RNA, 2124 nt
Organism: Caenorhabditis bovis
Lineage: Eukaryota; Metazoa; Nematoda; Chromadorea; Rhabditida; Rhabditidae
Source: the annotation of a GenBank genome assembly